Molecule: messenger RNA, 1656 nt
Organism: Apodemus sylvaticus (European woodmouse)
Lineage: Eukaryota; Metazoa; Chordata; Mammalia; Rodentia; Muridae
Product: disks large homolog 5-like
Exons: 10
Coding region: 1-1656 (551 amino acids)
Source: RefSeq, a predicted model, not a curated record
AUGUCACCCAUUAGACUGAGGUCAGGGAAACUGGUGGGAAAGCUAGGGAAAAAGCUGAAGGGCCAAGAAGAAUUGCAACCCCACUGGAAGAACAACAUCAAUUACAAGGAUCACCCAAUGUUCCCAUGUUGUAGCAACAGCAGAGCAUUGAGGUUUCUCAGUCAGUGUCUACAAGACACACUGAUAGACAUGUUUGCCCGGCUCAGAAAACUAUUUCGGAGAACCAAUGUGGAUGGGAGAGAGACUAGAGAGAGGAGUAAGGGAGCUGGCCUUUCAUCUGAGAGUAAUGAAGGACAAAGGAGGUGGUCAUGGAGAAUGUGGAGGGCUGGCAGGCAGACAUCAUCCCCUGCAACUGUCCUAAGCAAGAAGCAGGCCAAGGAGGAAGAGGAGAGGCUGACCAGAGAGCUGCAGCUCAUUACACAAGAGAGAAAUGAGCUGAGAGAUCGCUUGAUCUAUGUCACAGAGGGAGCCAUGAAAAAGAGGUCAAAUCCAUUAUAUGAAAAAUUAAAGUUAAAGGAGAAGGAGAUUAUGACAUUUCUACACACCUUAGAGAAAGAGAACAUUGAGGCCAAACAGACCUUCCAGGAUCUCAAGAAGGAGAUUAACUUCUAUCGCAACCUGCACAGCCGACUCCUGAUGCAGAAGAACAUUAUGAAUAAGAGAUUGGUUACACUGAAGCAGGAGAACAAGGAAGUACAUGCUGAUUGGACCACCAUUCAGCAAUACCUGAUUGACUUGAACCUAAAUGAUAAAGAUGAACAGGACAAGACCAGCAUCCUCCAGGGCCAACAACAUCAGAGAGUUUUUGGAAUCCUCUGUGAUGUCACCAGUGUUGUAGCAACAACACAUGCACUAAGGUUUCUCAGUCAGUGUCUGGAGGAUAAGCCUAUAGACAUGUUUGCCCGACUCAGAAACCUUUUUUGGAGAGCAAGAGUAGAUGGGAGAGAGACUAGAGAGAAGAAGAAGGAAACUGCCCUUUCUUCUGAGAGUAAUGAAGGACGAAGGAGAUGGUCUUGGGGAAGACAGAGGGCUGGCAGGAAGACAUCAUCCCCUGAAACUGUCCUAAGCAAGAAGCAGGCCAAGAAGGAAGAGGAGAAGCUGACCACAGAGCUGCAGCUCAUUACCCAGGAGAGAAACGAGGUGAAUGAUCGCCUGAUCUCCAUGACAGAGGGAGCCAUGAACAAGAGGCCCUUCCAGAGGCUGAAUCCAAUGUAUGAACAACAGAAGUUAAAGGAGAAGGAGGUCAUGACAUUUCUGCACAACUUAGAAAUGGAGAAGAUUGAGGCCCAAGAGAACAUCCAGGAGCUCAAGAAGGAGAUUAACUUCUAUAGCAACCUGCAUAGCCGGCUCCUCAUAGAGAAGAUGCUUGUGAAGAAGAGAAGGGUCAUGCUGAUGCGGGAGAGCAAGGAAGUACUUCUUGACUGGUCUCUCAUAGAGAAAUACUUGGUUGGCUUGAACAUGAAUGGUAAAGACGAACAGGAGAAGACCAGCAACCUCCAGACCCAACAUCAGGUCCCAGAAACUGUACCAAGAGCUGAAAUUUCCACGGCCCAGGAAGAGGGCCUCCUGCAGAAUGAUUUUCCACCUCAGGAGCCCCCUGCUGAGCUCCAUCCUCAACAGCCACAAAAUUCCUUGGAUGAAUCUUCCUCUACAUAA